AUGUCUCAAAUCAAAUCAUUAUCAGAUGAUUUAGUUUCCUCGUGUUCCAUUAAUGAUAAUAAUAUUAGUCCAGAUCUUCAUGACGAGUAUACCAAAAUUUUGAAUGAUAUACAACAUCAAUUGUUUUUCGAUGAAAAAUUAAAGUAUCACCAUUUAGAGUACAUUCUCGAACGUCGACAUACCAUCGAAAAUGGUUUUAUACAAAUGUUAAUUGACAGAAUCAAUCAAUCAAAUCUAGAUUUAUCUACUCGUGAACGUUUAAUUACUAAAAUCAAUCAAUUAGGUACCAAUAUUGAAUAUGUUGACAGCAGCACCAAUACAAAAAUUUCAUUUAAUGCCAACAAUGAUUCUGAUGAAGAAACAAAUAAUGAUUAUGAACCCGAUUAUACUGAUACCGAGUACGACUAUUGUGACGACUUGGAAAAUGAAUUACUUGAUCAAAUAGAAUUCGAACAAGAUUAUAACACAUAUUGA
This is a messenger RNA of Adineta steineri, 474 nucleotides long. Lineage: Eukaryota; Metazoa; Rotifera; Eurotatoria; Adinetida; Adinetidae. The record is from the annotation of a GenBank genome assembly.